Molecule: messenger RNA, 1902 nt
Organism: Olea europaea var. sylvestris
Lineage: Eukaryota; Viridiplantae; Streptophyta; Magnoliopsida; Lamiales; Oleaceae
Exons: 3
Coding region: 1-1902 (633 amino acids)
Source: RefSeq, a predicted model, not a curated record
AUGGAAGGGAAGGCUCUUUCUUGGUAUCAAGAUUUAGAAGCUACGGGUGGGAUAACUAGUUGGGAGGGAUUCUUAACUUCCCUUCAAACUAGAUUUGGCCCAUCUGCAUUUGAAGACCCUAUGGCAGACCUAACACGGUUGAAGCAAACGUCUACAGUAGAAGCCUACAAGUCAGAAUUUGAAGUGAUUUCCAACCAGCUACGUGGGUUGGCUGAGCCUUAUAAACUAAGCUGUUUUAUAAGUGGCCUACGAGAAGAGAUAAGGUACCAGGUGAGAAUGCUAAACCCUACAACUCUAAAUUCUGCAUAUGGACUGGCUACAAUGCAAGAAGAAAAUGUGGCUGCACUCAAAAGGGCUUCUAGAGCCCUUUCAAGUCCCAAUCGUGCUACUUAUAGCCCACCUUCAACUCAAGGGGCUACAAUUGGGGACCGUCGAUCAGUUGUUUCAAUUCCAAGGCUCACACAUGCUCAAAUAAAGGAGAAAAGAGAGAAUGGCCUUUGCUUUAGUUGUGAUGAAAAAUGGGGCCUAGGACAUAAGUGCAAAACAGGGAGGGUGAUGCUCAUGGAAUUGGGAGAGGAAGAACCUGAGGAAAAUCGACCCAUUACUCACAAUAGGCAUCGGUUCAGAAGUUCACUUGGAGGAGCAAUUGGUGGAACCAGAAAUUUCAAUUCACGCUAUCUUGGGAUCUCCAAAUCCCGAGACUAUACGGAUGAAAGGCCAAAUAUUGGGGCUGAAGUGGUGGUAUUAAUUGAUACUGGCAGCACCCACAAUUUUGUGGAUCCAGCCAUUCCCAAAAGGGCCCAUGUGCAGAUAGAAACUUCUAAGGGGCUGUUGGUUAAAGUGGCCAAUGGAGAUGCUGUUUACAAUUCUGGAAAGUGUUCUGAUCUGCCCUUGAAGAUGCAGGGUAAAAUCUACAUAGCAGAUUUUUACAUGCUUACCUUGGGCGGUUGUGAUGCAGUCUUGGGAGUUCAAUGGAUGCGCACUGUGGGGCCAAUCCUUUUAGAUUUUAACAAGCUCAGAAUAGAGUUCAAGUUAGGAGACCAACAACAUUGCCUGCAAGGUAUUCCUCCCUCUGGUAACACAUUAAUUAAGGGUACUAAGUUUGGUAGAGCUAACAUGAUCAAAUCUAAGGGAAUAGUAAUACAGCUAAUGGAUAAUUUGGAAAUGCCUUUUUAUUCUAUUGAGUCUAUUCCAUGUCCAGAAAUCCAGGCCCUACUCCAACAGUUUUCCAAAGUGUUCGAGGAACCGAAGGGAUUACCUCCCUCUAGAACCCAAGAUCACCAUAUUAUGCUAAAAGAUGAAGCUAAACCAGUUUGUGUCCGACCUUAUAGAUACCCCUACUUCCAAAAGGCUGAAAUAGAAAAAUUAGUUAAUGAAUUGCUCAAAAAUGGUCUUAUCCGCCCAAGUCAGAGCCCUUUUUCAUCCCCUGUCCUCUUAGUUAGGAAAUCUGAUGGGAGUUGGAGGCUUUGUAUUGACUAUAGGUCACUCAAUGCUGAGACAAUUAAAGCUAAAUUUUCUAUUCCUAUAGUUGAUGAACUCCUAGAUGAGUUACAUGGUGCCACAAUCUUUUCUAAGUUAGACCUAAGCAAGAACAUGACGGAACAUCUAUUCCACCUCAAGUCUGUCCUAGAAACUCUUCAACAGCACCAGUUAUUCGCUAAAAUGUCCAAAUGUAAAUUCUGUUGUCCAGAAAUUGAUUACCUAGGCCAUAUCAUCUCUAUAGAAGAGGUAAGGCCGGAUCCUAGCAAGUUGGAAGCCAUGCUUAAUUGGCCAUUCCCAACAUCCAUAAAAUCUUUAAGAGGGUUCUUAGGCCUUACUGGCUACUACAGGAAAUUUAUUAAAGGUUAUGGCCAAAUAGCUGUCCCUCUCACAGCCAUUCUAAAGAAAAAUUCCUUCCAUUAG